GUGAAGCACGGGUGUAAAUGAUUAUUUAUAUUCCCGUUAGCUGAUUUCCGGUUGCUGGCAUCGCGCGCGUUGUUAUUAGUAACACCUGUGCAUCUCCUCCAGCUGUCUGCGGUGAGCAGGGGCUGUGUCCGUGGUGCCUUCACGUCCUGUGGGAGUAAUACCACUUACACUGGUAUAUGAUUAUACCACCCUACAGUAUUAAUGAACAGACAAUAGCUGCUUUAAUGAAGUAAACCCAGUGCCUCUUUCCCCCUUAUUGAAAGGAGGAGGAGAUACUAGGUUGUAGAAUCACACUGCGCCUUUACAGGACACGGGUUGUGGCCUCAAUGGAAGUUACAUACUCUUUGAAAACAAUUCAAAUAUACUUUUAAUCUAUGAUGCUAGUUAUUUAGGUUUUUGUUUAUUGUUAUUAUAUACUCUCUAUGGCCUGUUUGCAUCGUUAAUGAUUGUAUUGUUCCUGUCCAUAGCAGAUAAAGCGCCAUACAAAGAACAUGUUCAUCAUUUUGUCAGUCUGCUUCUUCUGCUUGGACGACAGCCUACAGCUAUCCUCCACUCUUUUCACGGUACCUGAACGCACCGCCCCUGGGGGUGUGGAUCCAGUUCUUCCCCACUGACUGGAGGCAGUCGGCUGAAUCAUGGGACGGCGGUCCGAGCAGUGAGCCAAGCAGGCUGCGGACAGGGACGGAGCAGAGACGGCGUGGUUCACCUCCGACUCCAUUAUCGCCAUCACCACAGCUGUCAGCCUACCGGCAGCAGCGCGCGGGGCUUCUCGUGGCGUGGACUCUGGAUCAGCCCGCGCACGAGGAUGGAGAUCGAUAAGAGGACGAAUGGCUUUGACUUCCCGGAGAGAAACACCGACAAGUCCGUUAACGACUUCUACAGUGACCUUCCACUGGAGUCUGAAAAGAACGACGGCAUGGAUGAUCCGGCUGACCAGCGUACUUGCCUCAUCUGUGGAGAUCGCGCCACAGGCCUGCACUAUGGCAUCAUCUCCUGUGAGGGCUGCAAGGGCUUCUUCAAGCGCAGCAUCUGCAACAAGCGCGUGUACCGCUGCAGCCGCGACAAGAACUGCGAGAUGUCGCGUAAGCAGCGCAACCGCUGCCAGUACUGCCGCCUGCUUAAGUGUCUACAAAUGGGGAUGAAUCGCAAAGCAAUCAGGGAGGAUGGCAUGCCAGGAGGGAGGAACAAAAGCAUCGGGCCUGUUCAGAUCACAGAGGAGGAGAUUGAGAGGAUCAUGUCGGGGCAGGAGUUCAAGGAGGAUGCCCCGGAGCACACAUGGGGCAACAACGGCGACAGCGACCACAGCUCUCCAAGCAACGGAGCCUCGGAGGGCAACCAGCCGUCCCCCGCCUCCACUCUGUCGUCCAAUCGCUCUGUGGAGAUGAAUGGCUACACGGCGGCCCUCAGGGAGCAGUACAUCAAUACCUCCAUGUCCACGCACUACCAGAUCCUGCCUCAUCUGUUCAGUUACGCUGCCCAGUCAGGCCUGCUGGCCCCCCAGCCCCGCAGCCUCUACCCACAGUCCCACCCACUGGUGCUGCAGCUGGUGGCUGCUGAAGACCUGGCCCCCCUGGCAACCCCGAUGCUUAUUGAAGACGGGUACAAAGUGACUCAGGUGGAGCUGUUUGCUCUGCUGUGUCGUCUGGCAGACGAGCUGCUCUUCCGCCAGAUUUCCUGGAUCAAGAAGCUGCCGUUCUUCUGUGAACUCUCCAUCGAGGACUACACCUGCCUGCUGAGCUCCACCUGGCAGGAGCUGAUCCUGCUCUCCUGCCUCACUAUCUACAGUGCCCAGAUUUUUGGAGACCUGGCUGAUGUCACCGCCAAGUACACGCCGUCUGACGACGAGCUGCAGGGCUUCAGCGAGGAUGGCAUGGAGGUGAUGGAGCGGUUGAUAUAUCUGUUUCGCAAGUUCCACCAGUUGAAGAUCAGUAAUGAGGAGUAUGCCUGCAUGAAAGCCAUCAACUUCCUCAACCAAGAUAUCAGAGGACUGUCCAACAUCUCCCAGCUGGAGCAGCUCAACAAGCGCUACUGGUAUGUGUGCCAGGACUACACGGAGUACAAGUACCCACACCAGCCCAAGCGCUUCCCUGAGAUCAUGAUGUGUCUCCCGGAGAUCCGCUGCAUCGCAGGUAAGCUGGUGAAUGUCCCUCUGGAGCAGCUCCCUCUCUUGUUCAAAGCAGUCUUGCACUCCUGCAAAUCCAGCCUGAGCAGCUACAGGAGCGGUCCGUCGCCCUGCGUGACCACCUCCUCCGGAAAGUAGACCCCGCCCCGCGCCCCGCGCCCCGAGUCCAGGGAGCGGUCGCCCCUCUUGUGAAUGUGACAAGCAGCUAGUUUGUUUUUUGUAACGUUUCUUUAUGUAUUUAUUACACGACAGAGCUGAAUGUAUGCUGAUUACACUGUGCACAUGCUUCUGUACAAAACAAAUGCUCGUAGAUGCAUUGGUCUUUGGAGUUUACAAGUGUGUAUCCAGUUUGCUCAAUGUGUCAGUGUUGCUAUUGUUAGAGCUAGACUUUGAAAGAGUUUAUUUUAUUCAGACGGGGGCAGAUGGACACGUGUUUUGUAAGUGUUUUGAGACUACCUCAGGAAAAUGUUUUUGCUAAUUUCAGGUACCUUUUCUUUCUGUUAAAUGAAGAGUUGCCCAGUAUAAAACCAAAUCACCUCAAUCACAAACUGAAUGUUCAAAGGAGCUGCGUAAAUCAAAGGUUGGAAACAGUGUUCCGUUGCACUGAAGUGAUGCAAAAUGCAGCUACUUUAGACGUCCUGCUAAUAGUAAGCGGUCUUGUCAAUUUAACAUUCCAUGGGUUAAGGUGACAGUUAUUGGAUUAGUGGGAUCUUUAUGGAAAAACGGAGUUUACGGGUAUUUUUUACAAUCAGACAGGGGAUGUAAUGCUUUAUUGCAUUGGAAGGGGAGGGUAGUUAGGUUUGGUGUUUUAGUGUUUUGUUUUUGCUUUUCUUUAUUUGACCAAAGUGUUAUGCAAUGCUUUUUUCACCCAUUGAUGGGUAGGGGGAGAUAGCUCCCCCAAAAUGUUUCUUAUUGAUGAAGGAUCAGGAUAAGAUGAGAAUCAAUCUGUGCACGAGGGGAGAACCCUCUGCUGGACAGAUGAGUACAUCGCUGGAUUUCAUUGUAAAUGCUGCUAAACGUGCACACGUAUAUGCAUUAAGCAGAUGCGGUGAUAGAUUGAUAGACCUUCUGGUCAAUGAUGGCUUGUUUGGGCUCCGCCACCUUCAGCGCCAGGACCGCAAUGCAGAGUUAGUCUGCUCACAACACACAAUCACCUAAAUGUGAUGUUUAAGUCGAGGUAACACAUGAAAUCAGUUUUCAAUUCAUUCAGAUCAAACCUACAAAGACGACAGAGAGAGAUUUUGAUUGGUCGAAAAGAUUAAUAGACGUGGAACAACAACGACAGGAUUCACGUCUGAACAGAAGCCAAAGAAAGCCGACUAGGACGAGGACUGAUCGGAAGACUUUGUUUACCUGCCCAGCUUCCAACGGGUUGAGAAAAGCUGUGACUUUCAGUGGCCAAUUUGAGAGGAAGUUGGACUGUUCGCGGGUAGUGUCAGGUCCAAUCCAAAUGUUGCACAGACCACAGACCAGCAGCAGUUUGAGCUGGACCUGUUCCAGAUCCACAGGACUUGAGAAAGGGUGGACUUGGUUCAGGUCUGGUCUUCAGGUCUCAAAAACAAAACAAUGAAUUCUCUCCUGUAUUAGCUACUAGUUAGCGGAUUAUCACUUUAAGGGAUGGAUUGACUUGGAUGGGUCUGGGCCGUGUCUCAAUGAAUCCAGCGUUCCCUCUGUGACGAUGAACACAUUGUUUAACAGAAGCCAUAGAAAAUGGUCUUUAUUUUUGAGGUACGAGAAGAUCAUUUCAAACCGGUUGAAGUGUCUUUGACUCCUUAAUUUUUUGCCGUUUCCUUAUGUACAAACAAUUUAAAAUGCUCUCUUUUUUUGCACACAACGGGGAGGUUUAGAGACCUUGACCUUUGACCUCGGCCACUGCCCACCCAGUGUGUUCCUCACUCAGGUCCCUGGCGACCUGGAUCUAAACAGGGUAAAGUGAGCUCCUCGCUGACCAUGCUUAUGUACUUGUAUUGGUAGACAUAGGUUACAUUGUAGGUCCUUUUGUAGAAGUGUUUUUCUUUGCGUCUUAACCCCCCCCCCACCUCAUUUAGUAAAGUAAGUGCAGUUUGAAGAUGAGACUUGCAGGGUGGCAUGUGGUGACGGAUGGAGCAGCAGGAGGCGGUGGCACCCCCUCCGUCACCUUAACACCACCCAUCCUUUGCAGGGUUCUUCUUUCAAAUGUUUCACUUCAGUCUUUUGAUUUUUAUACAUGUUCAUUUACCUUUUGUAGUUAUGAUGUCAAUGUUUUUUUGUUUUUCACAUAUCCAUUGUCUCUUUUUGGGGGUGGGGGUGGAAGAGUAUCCCUAUCAUUUUUCAUGCUUUGAUUAAAUUCUUGAUUUGAUUUUUAUCUUUUUUUUUUUUUUAAUUGAUUAAUUCCCAUGAACACUGUAAGCCACAUUCUCUAUGGACGAUGCUGAUAAUUCAGAGCUUUUAUCAUUCAUCAUUUAUCAUUUCAAAACUUUUACAAUGCAAAUGUAAUGCUUUAGGAGCCUUUUCUGAUUUCAAAGCUGAAUGAUUCUGAGAACAGACUGUUUUUUUUUUAAAAUAUGCAUCAUUUGUCACAGAGGCUUCUGAUUUUAAAGGGGCGUUUCACCUACGUUACUGCGCACACACAAUGGUUUAAAGCUUUCGCCUUUUUUUGUCCAGGUGUUGAAAUGUUAGAAAGCAUAAGAUCUCAGGGAAAUGUACUUUUAUGCAUCCAAAGUCGAAGUGAUGGGAUGUAUCCUUAAAAGAAAAACACCUAAUCCUUUACCACUGUGGAGGAGCAGCACAACUGAGUUUCAUAGCAGAUUUAAACCAAUAAUUCUCCGAGCAUUGUGCACCAAUGUUCAACAAUCCCUCGUACAGAAGCAGCCCUGAGUCCCUUUGAACUGUAGCAGAAGCAAAAGAAGGAACCAGUGUACAAAGCCACUUCAUCUCCGAGUAACUCCAGGAAUGCACUGAACAUCAGACUGCUGAGAUCUGACAGUGGAAGAGGAUCUGAAGUUGUUUUUUUCUUUUAGUGUAGCAGCAAAUGCUAUCAAUAUAAUCAACAUAAUGCAUCCUAACACGGCUACUUUACUGCACCCCUCUGACCUGCUGCUGCACCAAAGAAAGUGUUCUUUAUUUUCGGUAUUUGUAUUUUUUGCAGCCAUGGGAUGUUUUACAUUUGCCUUUUUGUACUAAAACUACCUUUUUAUUUGUCAUUCUGUUGCUUUCUUUCAAAAGAUUGGUCUUAUUUAUUGGUUUCAUUACACCUGUGUUCUGUUAGUUUGUCUCAUUUCACUCAGUGAGCGCUCAGUUAUAUCCACUACAACUGUUCUUAAGUAUGUGGCCUUUUACGCCUCUCUACCUCACACUCACCUGCUGUCAGCAGCUUGUAUUUUCUCUGGUUAUGUUUGUUACACACUGAACACACUCACUCUGUCCUUUCAGGGGUCCUCUACCUCCUUUUAGUGUGAGUCCAAUACCAAAUGUGAAAGUGUCAGUGACAGUACUGAUUAAGCAUUCACGUGAUGCAUUCUUGCUGCAGUGAACCAGUGCUUUAUUUUCCUGUGUUGACCUUUUUGGAAUAUGUCUUGUUAUCUGGUGAAUGGCUAUUUGCCCUGUACACACAAUUCACCACAUCAUACUAUGACGCUGUUUUUUUAUCCAUUAUGCUCGCUGAUUGUCUAUCAGUGGAAGGCAACAGUGGAACUGUAUCACAUAGGACUCAUGCAAUGCAUCUCCCAAUGGAUUAUCAAACAGAGAAUUGAAUUGUGGUCAAAGUGACAUCUCAUGUUUACAUGCUUCGGGCUCACUCGUGUGACCCUGACGCCGUGGCACGCGACUACUGCAGUGUUAUCGCUGGGGUUG
Molecule: messenger RNA, 5953 nt
Organism: Pungitius pungitius (ninespine stickleback)
Lineage: Eukaryota; Metazoa; Chordata; Actinopteri; Perciformes; Gasterosteidae
Gene: nr6a1a
Product: nuclear receptor subfamily 6, group A, member 1a
Exons: 10
Coding region: 806-2260 (484 amino acids)
Biological process (GO): regulation of DNA-templated transcription
Cellular component (GO): chromatin
Molecular function (GO): sequence-specific DNA binding; nuclear receptor activity; zinc ion binding
Source: RefSeq, a predicted model, not a curated record